Molecule: messenger RNA, 1791 nt
Organism: Penicillium paradoxum
Lineage: Eukaryota; Fungi; Ascomycota; Eurotiomycetes; Eurotiales; Aspergillaceae
Product: WD40 repeat domain-containing protein
Exons: 2
Coding region: 1-1791 (596 amino acids)
Biological process (GO): positive regulation of ubiquitin protein ligase activity; anaphase-promoting complex-dependent catabolic process; positive regulation of anaphase-promoting complex-dependent catabolic process
Cellular component (GO): anaphase-promoting complex
Molecular function (GO): ubiquitin ligase activator activity; protein binding; anaphase-promoting complex binding
Source: RefSeq, a predicted model, not a curated record
AUGGCUUCAGUCACUGCGUCUACUCCGGUGAAGAGCCACCAUGGACUCUUCUCAUCCAAGACAGCUGGAGGUCGGAUGCCUUUGAGCCCUUCGCCCAACCCCCGUGCAAGCGGCAACUCCUCACCCUUCACCCCUCCCCGCCAGUCCGAUGGUGGCCGCAGUCAGACCAAGUCAGUAUACGGAGGUAAUCUCUCUGCCCACUUUGCCAAGUCCAUGGCAAAGACAGCUCGUACAACCCACCGUGACUCUCCAAAGUCGAACAUUGCUCGAACCCGCAAGUCACCUAAGCACUUGGAGCUCGGAGUCUCAGACUGGACCUUGACCGGUACAAGUGCGACAACAGCCAAUACCCCCUCCAAAGAGCACAUCCGCCGAGAGAUCCCCACACGGUCUCGUACCAGCAAGACUACUGUGCGGAUUCCUCACAACGCUGGAGACCGUUUCAUCCCCAACCGAACCGCAAGUGAGGGUCUAGCAACCAGUGGGGCCGCAAAGCCGGACGAGAAGCAGCGUCCUAAGAGCGGCGGUGGUGAUGGAUCAUCAGUCCUAGCCUCAGCAGCCAGUGCCUUCGACAUUGGCGCCCGUGGUACGGAUGACGACCUCACGGCUGCUUUGGAGAACUUGGGUCUGGAUGACAAUGAGCCCUCUACAUAUACCCGCCCGGCUCCCGAUGCCGUGGCCUACAAAUCAUCUCUGGCUGAAGCAUGUGGGUCAUCGAAGCCUAUCGAUCUUCGUGCUCAAUAUAAUCGUCCCCUCCGUUCUGCCAAAUCCACAUCCGCACAGUUCCGCCGCCGUGUUCAGACUGCCCCAGAGCGUGUCUUGGAUGCUCCAGGUCUUUUGGAUGACUACUAUCUUAAUUUGCUCGACUGGAGCUCUGGCAACCAAGUUGCUAUUGGUCUUGAGCGGAAUGUCUAUGUCUGGUCUGCUGAGUCUGGCUCUGUUAACUGCCUGUUGGAAACGUCCCCGGACACAUACGUGAGCAGUGUGAAGUGGAGCGGCGAUGGUGCUUAUGUUGGUGUUGGCUUGGGCACUGGUGAAGUCCAGAUUUGGGAUGUUGAGGAGGGCUCCAAGCUUCGCAGCAUGUAUGGCCACGACUCCCGGGUUGGUGUUAUGGGCUGGAACAAGCAUACUCUAUCCACUGGAGCCCGCAGUGGUCUUGUCUUCAAUCAUGAUGUUCGCAUCGCCGAUCACAAGGUCGCUGAGCUCGUCUCCCACACUUCUGAGGUUUGUGGCCUUGAAUGGCGCGCUGAUGGCGCUCAACUCGCCACUGGUGGAAACGACAACCUGGUCAACAUCUGGGAUGCCCGCUCUCUGAGUGCACCAAAGUUUACUAAGACGAACCACCGCGCCGCCGUGAAGGCCCUCAGCUGGUGCCCCUGGCAAUCCAACCUUCUCGCCACUGGUGGUGGUUCCUACGAUCGUCACAUCCACUUCUGGAAUACCACCACCGGUGCCCGUACCAACAGCAUUGACACUGGCUCCCAAGUUACUUCCCUGCGUUGGAGCAACCACUAUCGCGAGAUCGUCAGCUCUAGCGGCUUCCCUGAUAACUCUCUCAGCAUCUGGAGUUACCCAACUCUGGUCCGCAACGUCGAGAUCCCUGCUCACGAGACCCGUGUUCUCCACAGUGCCAUCAGCCCUGAUGGACAGAUGCUGGCUACCACUGCUGCUGACGAGAGCUUGAAGUUCUGGAAGAUCUUUGAGCGCAAGGCUGGCAGCAGUGCCUCUGCCGCUCGUGAGGGUGGUGUCGGCAGCAAGGCUCAAAUGACCAAGUCGAUGACCAUCCGCUAA